This is a messenger RNA of Diprion similis, 4672 nucleotides long. RefSeq lists its product as uncharacterized. The record is from RefSeq and is a predicted model, not a curated record. The transcript has 6 exons. NCBI's taxonomy places the organism in Eukaryota, Metazoa, Arthropoda, Insecta, Hymenoptera, Diprionidae. The coding region runs from base 123 to 3734 and encodes 1203 amino acids.
UCUUUCGAAUGCCCAACAGGUUUGGUGAGGUUUUCCGUUACCCGUUGCGUGGUCGGUGCAAGACGCUUGUGAUUUUCCUCGAAUAUUUUUGUUGACCAAAAGUAUUUUCGAAAGUAUGUAAUAUGAGUCACCAAAGACCAAGUGAAAGAAAUCCUGCUGGUUCUCGUGGUGCAGCGAAAGUUUUGACAGAUACUGACGCUGGUGGUGGGUCGGAAUUCGUAGCACUUUAUCGAGAUACAGGACCAAACGUACAGUCAGAUUCUGCAGACAGCAGCUUGAGCAACUCCUUAGGAGUCACUUAUGAUCAAGGUUCCUAUAUGGAAAAUUUAAUAUGUUUUCAAGUUCAGAGUCCGUUUAGCGAUAUAGCAGACUCAUUGUCAAGGAUGAAAAUCAAUGCUGAAAACAAGCCAGAAUGUCAUUCUGAUGCAGCAGAAAAUUUGACAACCGGAUAUAAUUUUCACUCAAAUUCUAUUAUAUCCAGAAAUACACCAGAGGAUAGUAUUUAUCACAGAACUGUGAAUACGCUAGCAGAUACGAGGUUUUCUGAAAUACUGGCUGGCCGGUUGGAUAACAGGGAAAAUGUCGAAGCCUCCGGGGAUGAUCAAAGUUUAUUGAACAUUGCAAUUAACGAAUCUAGAGAAAGCAAUAUGACAAUAAUACAGCUUUCCUCAGAUGAAGAGUCUGAUGACAAAGAUUCACAUCUAUCAGCCUCAUCAUCACAUAUAGGUGUUGAAUACGAAAGAGAUUCUUUAGAAAGUGAAGGUCACUGCAUCAGAAGUAGAUCGAAACAUCAUGUUAAUUUUAGUAAUGUUCAAGAAAAAGACUUGUAUGAGUCAGAUAUAAUUGACACACAUCCGAAUCGUCAACAGCCAAGGAUAGUAUCUAAUGAAAAGGUGGACUUUUGUGUCAAUUUAGUAAAACCGCUUUCAAUCGUGCAGGAAGAAAGCGUGUCUAAGGAUAAAAAUGAUAACAUACAAGAAAAUGCAAGUGUCAAUAAUUCAGUUAAAGAGCACCCAUUUAUUUCUGUGGCAAAUGAGUCAGAGCAAUUGAUUACUGCCAAUAUACGUACACCGAAUUUGCGUGCUUUACAAUUUAUCGAAAACUGUUACAAGUCAUCUCCAAAGGUUGGUGUCAAUGCAGAUACCUUUGGCAGUGAUCUAAUCUCAGACAUAUCAAAUUUAUCAGCAAUAUGCAAUUCCAAACUGAAUUCUACAAGCUAUCACGAGGUAAGCCCUUGUAAAGCCAAGAUAUUCAAAAGAAUGUCUCAACAAUUCGUUCAAUCACCGACAAAAUUUACCAAAGAGUUGAUUACACUAAUCGAAGAAUCUGUGUUGCAAUCUCAGCUUGAAAAUGCUCAUGCUUCGGAUGUCAGCUUGAGCAGGCUUACAGAAGAAUUCAGGAAAAUCUGUCAGUACAAAAGGAUUGAAGAUGAAUCUGUGCCUGAGUCUGCUUUUGGCACAUCAUUUCAAAUCUUACCUUCUCAAUCAAGAUUCAAAAAUCAAACUGUAGCUAAUGUCAGCUCAAUAAACGAAGAAACAGCACUAUCGCCGAAGCAUAAUUUUACCAAAUUUGGUGGUGGCAAGAAAGUUUAUCGCAAAACGCCCAGACGAGUGUUCAAACCAUGCACUAUGCCAAAUUGUGCCAACGUUUCGCCUGGAACACCAAAAACCAUUUCGGACACUAAUUACAGUCCUAAUGUCAAUAACAGUACUGCAACUUUUGAGUUGUGGGAAAAUUUAUGCUGUGCUAAUUCGCCUACUAAACAAGUGGAGCAAGUUCAGACAACAGAUUUAGAUGUUUCUGAAAUUCUGAGUAUGGAAGAUUACAUACGAAAGAGCGACAGGCAAAUGGCUUCCCUUGAGGAAAGCAAUCAAUUUCUUGAAAAAAUUGAAAAUGGAGAAAAGCAGGUUUCCCACAAUGAAAAUGUACAACCAACCUUGAAGAAGUCUCAAGCUCAGAGUGGUACAACAGUGGUUGAAAAUAAUGGACCUAAUGAGAACAUCAUGGAGGUAAAUGGAGAAGAAAAUUGUCAGGAAAUGGAUAAACAUGGUGCUGCUCGGCGAAUCGAAAAACGAAGAAAAUGUUUUGAGGAAGCUCGCAAAGUAUUUGAACAGCAGCAAAGCUCUGUGAAUGCUAGAGCUCCAAGUAAAGUAUCGGCUUCACGUGAAAAUCAAUCUUCGCUGGAAUCUGUCUGCGAUGCUGGAUUCUUAAGCACACUUUCAGCAUGUGUGGAUUAUUUUGAUGAAAUAAGGACUAUACGAAACUUGAAGAAAUCAUUGCAAUGUAUACUCGAAUGUUCAGAAGAUACUGAAUCGGUUAAAGAAACCACAGAAGAUUCCAGGUCGUUGGAAUAUGUUGAAGCUAUUAUUCUGCCAGUAAAAAAUCGUGAAAAUAUACAAGGUCCGAAAUCGUCGGUGAUUUCAAACCCAGACCCUGAUGUCGGACAAUCGAAUUUGAUUACGCAAACUCAUCUGUAUCUAUCUGGUAGUCCCAGAUCACCAAACCCUGGAGACCGACUGAAAAGUCCAAUGAAAAAUCGUCACCUGUCACCUGGUAACAAGCGUUCGCCUGGCACUCGAGCAGCCUCUGUAUUGGCAAAAAAAAUCAAAAGCCCUGUAUCACCAUCAAGAAGGCAAAAUGUACACCGAGUUAAAACUAUUGGGCGCGCACAGCAACCUGAGUUUACAACGCCUGAAAAUCCAAGAACCAACUGUGAGAAUAAACGAAGGGCAUUAUCUGGUCGAUCGAGAAAUAAACCUACCGCACAUCCAUCAUUGAAAGUUAAGCCAGCAGCUAGUUCUCCCGGUCUCACAGAUGUAACCAAUAUCAAUAAAGCACAGAUAAUACCAAAACUCAUUGUAUCAAAUUCAACUCCUUGCAAUUCUAAGAAAACACCUAUCUGCUCAAGGAAUACUUACGAGAAUGCUGAAAUUGAUUGUCAAAAAAAGCUUGGCUUUUCCGAAUCAGUCACACCGAAAGUGAGGAAAACAAAAUUUUUCGUUACACCGACGAAAAGCAACGAACCAGCACGUGCAAAAAUGACAUACAAUAAAAGAUUCUUUGAUUUUCGAACACCGGCCAAAUGUAAAGUCCCUUCGAAGAGUCCGUCCUCACCAGGAAUAAUGAGAGUAAAUUACGACACUGUUGAGAGUCCGGUAGCAAUGUACAUAAAAGGCACUGAACCGAAUCUUAUAAAAAAUGUGAAGAGCAAGACAAAUGAAAGAAUGCUGACUCCACGAUCUAUAACUCCGAAAUCAAGAUCUAAAAUUAGCUCGCCGAUACUUGCUAGGUCUCCGCGAUUGUCACCAACCCGAGAGACUGCUAGAUUGAAAUUCGAACUCAGUCCUGCAAAAAAGAUGAAAGGAAAACAAGAGUUCAGCGACAUUUUUAACACUGCACUAUGUGAGAGUGAUCCUUCAUCAAUCAUUGGUACAGAAAGUACAUCCAAGUCACCAUUUCCAAACAUCUUCUAUAAACCAGCGUCUUGCGUAAAAAUGGUUGAAGAAACUGUACCGAAGAAACGAAGGCCAAAGGUCUUGUCAUCCGGACCUGUUCAGAAGUUGAUUUACCGUCAUGAAGGGCGCCUCAAAUCAACGAAACAAGCACAAACAGUAGAUUCUCAUCGGCUACCUCAUUUCGACACAACAAAGAGUUCGUCACAAGAUUCAGGAGAUAUAUCUGUGCUUCAUCAAAGCCCAGCCACGAAAACGAAUUAUUUGAUCAAGAAGAAAUGAAUACUCCGUUACCUUAUUUUAUGUUGAAAGAUGCUUUACUUUUGUUUAUUUUAAUUAUUAAUAAAUUUUUUUUAAUCAUCUUAUUCGCGUCAAUUUUAUAAUACAGAUAUAUGAGUCGGCAUUUCGACAUUAUUAGAUAUAAGAAUAUUACCGAUUUUCCGAAUAAAUUAAAAGUGGCUUAACAAUUUUGAUUACGAGAUAGGUUUUCAGUUUUAUUAGAUUACUCUAAUGAAACUCUACGAAAUUGAAAAAGAAGGGAAAAUUUCAUGAUACUCGAACAAAUACUGUCAUACAUUCCAUAAAUACUUUAUUAUUUAAUUGUAUAACAUAAGCAUCUUGUUAUAAUUCUAUAUCACGUCUGAUAAAACUAUUUCCAAGCUGCCUCAUUUUCAUUUAUUGAAGUUUCGCGAUUUGAGUCGCAUGCAAUAAGCAAGUUAUACUUAGUACAAAAAUUAUAGGAAAUAUAUUUGAGAAACAGAACAGAACUACUAGCAUUAGUCCCGCAGGUAGCGUUUAAAAUGAAGAAGUCAUAAUAUGCCGGGUGAUUUUGAUAUCGAUAGUUCAUCUCGUAUAAUUAAACAGUUUUGAUCGUUAUUUUUCUUUCGUAGGAUCAGUAUUUUAGGACCUUACCCUUUCCCGCACCACCGCAGGGGUAGAGAGUUCCGCAACUUUUCGUUUAUUCUUAAUAAAGGUUCAUCCAAGAGCCUGGCAACUACUCCUUGGCAACUAUAAGUAAUACAAGUUAAAAAAAGACAAAUAGUUUCUAAAUGUUAUUUGUAUAAUCGAAGUAAGUGUUAUAAUAAACUAUCUCCAUGAAUCCAUGGAUUAUGUAAUGUAAUAUCUGGAUACAUGUAUAAUAAUUACUAUUGUAAUAAAUUUUCCAAGUUUUAUAAAUUUUUAUAAACGUUUAUCUAUCAAUAAAUGGCAGAAUAUACUUG